AUGGAUCUUCAGGCAGCCAUUUACUCUGGCAUGACUAGCGAUACUAGUCCGUCUGACGUCGAUGCCUUUUGCUCGGCUGACCGUUGCGAGUGGGACUCAUAUACGACAUUAGCUAUCUGCGCAUCCACCGAAGAUGUAUCGGGACGUCUUUUUGCUCGCCAAUCUGAUUCCAAUAUCACGCUUCCAGAGAUAAGGGAGGAUCCGCCUUUGGGCAAAGGUGCGAGGUCAUUUUGGACCAUCACUCAAAUCAGCGACUAUCUUUCGGCCCCGCACAUCCUUCAGUCAACAGUGACUAUUGGAGAUGUAUACAUGGUAUUCUAUCCACCCUGUGACAACCAGUCGGAAACCCGCGGUUUUGACAGGUGGCUCGAAGAGCGGAAAGACCCCAAAAACUGGAAAGCCUUUAAAGGGAGCUUUCAACCGUGUCUUCAGACUCUCAAGACCAUCUACCUCAACGCAACAACAGCAACAAAUGUCCUAGAAACGCAGGACAAUCUGAGUUGGGAAUUGAUUGGCGGCGCAUCUAGCGAUCCUUACUCGAACGGUUCCUUCUGCUACACUAGGCCUGACGGAGAGAAUGAGCAGUACUGCAUUUCAGCGAAGGACAUGCGCGAAAUUUUUGAACAGGGAAUUGGGCCCUUGUUUAAAGGCACUGGGUCGUUCGCGACGGCAGGAGACAACUACUUUAUUGGCGAUUGGAUCCCGACACUUGCGACCGACAUCAUCGGGAAUGACCCUGUUGUUUGCAGUCCUAGUGCGGGGGGCUUGCAUGGGUUCACUCGACGGCUGGACAAUAUUGCUGCCUCUUUGACCAACGCGAUGCGAACCUCCCCAAACAGCACCACCAUGCGCGGCACGGCGUGGACGCAGGAGCAGUACUUUGAGGUCACCCUCGAAUGGCUAUCGGGGCCUCUACUGGUGUACUUUAUUGUUACGAUUUUUGUAUUCACAACUAUGCUCGGUUCGCGAACGUCAGAUACGCCGAUCUGGAAGUCGUCGCCUCUGGUGCUGGCGAGGGCUAUGGACCCUACGAAUGGGAUGGGUGCAUUGGAGACGGAACGGAAGGAAGCUAAGACUACCACCGUGCAGUUGAGAUAUACGGGUGAGAAUUGGUAUUUGCAGGAGCAGGUCACGCAAAGACGUACUGUGUGA
Molecule: messenger RNA, 1152 nt
Organism: Trematosphaeria pertusa
Lineage: Eukaryota; Fungi; Ascomycota; Dothideomycetes; Pleosporales; Trematosphaeriaceae
Exons: 2
Coding region: 1-1152 (383 amino acids)
Source: RefSeq, a predicted model, not a curated record